AUGCGGAAUCUGCGGCUCUUUCUCCUCUGGGUUGUGACUCUGACUGACACGCAGUGCCAAGUUGUCCAGACCCGGUUCAGCGAGGAGCCGGAGGAUCAGACCGUGGUGGCCGGGCAGAGGCUCGUCCUGUCCUGCGUGGUGCUGAACUACUCCGGGAUCGUGCAAUGGACCAAAGAUGGCCUGGCGCUGGGCAUGGGGCAGGGGCUGAAAGCCUGGCCGCGCUACCGGAUCAUCGGCACAGCAGACUCCGGACAAUACAACCUGGAGAUCACCGACGCCGAGCUCUCGGAUGACGCCUUGUACGAGUGCCAGGCCACAGAAGCAGCGCUGCGCUCCCGGCGGGCCAAGCUCACCGUCCUGAUUCCCCCUGAAGACCCGGUGAUCGACGGGGCCCCCGAGAUCCUGCUGCGGGCAGGCACCCCGUACAACCUGACGUGCCAGGCUCGCAGCGCCAAGCCCGCCGCCACCAUCGUCUGGUUCCGGGACGGGCUGCAGCAGGAAGAUGCCAGCACCAGCACGGAAGUGUUAGCAGACGGCAAGAGGGAAACCACGGUCAGCCAGCUUCUCAUCAACCCCACAGACGCGGACAUCGGGCGGGUCUUUGUCUGCCGGAGCACCAACGACGCCAUCCCGGCCGGCAAGGAGACCUCCGUCAAGCUGAACGUGCACCAUCCCCCCACGGUCACCCUCUCCAUCCAGCCCCAGACGGUGCAGGAAGGCGAGCGGGUCGUCUUCACCUGCGUGGCCACUGCCAACCCGGAGAUCAGAGGCUACAGGUGGGCCAAAGGUGGCGUGAUCAUCGAAGAAGCCAAGGACAGCAAGUACGAGACGCAGGUGGAUUAUUCCUUCUUCACGGAGCCCGUCUCGUGCGAGGUGCACAAUGACGUGGGAAGCACCAACGUCAGCACCCUGGUGGACGUGCACUUCGCCCCUCGGAUCGUGGUGGACCCCAAGCCCACGACCACCGACAUCGGCUCGGAUGUGACGCUGACGUGCGUGUGGGCCGGCAACCCCCCGCUGACCCUCACCUGGACCAAAAAGGAAUCCAACAUGGUGCUAAGUAACAGCAACCAACUCUACCUGAAGUCGGUGACGCAGGCCGACGCCGGGCAGUACAUCUGCAAAGCCAUCGUGCCCAGGAUCGGCGUGGGCGAGCGGGAGGUCGCCCUCUUUGUCAAUGGCCCCCCAAUCAUCUCGAGCGAGGCCGUUCAGUACGCGGUGCGCGGCGACCGUGGGAAAGUGGAGUGUUUCAUCGGGAGUACGCCACCCCCCGACCGCAUUGCCUGGGCCUGGAAGGAGAACAUCCUGGAAGCUGGCACGCUGGAGCGCUACACGGUGGAGAGAACCAACACGGGCAGCGGGGUCCUCUCCACCCUGACCAUCAACAACGUGAUGGAGGCCGAUUUCCAGACCCGCUACAACUGCACGGCCUGGAACACCUUCGGGCCGGGGACGGCCAUCAUCCAGCUGGAGGAGAAAGAAGUCCUGCCCGUGGGCAUCAUCGCCGGAGCCACCAUCGGGGCCAGCAUCCUCCUCAUCUUCUUCCUCGUCGCCCUGGUCUGCUUCCUCUACCGGCGCCGCAAAGGAAGCCGCAAGGACGUGACCCUGCGCAAGCUGGACAUCAAGGUGGAGACGGUGAACCGGGAGCCCCUGACGCUGCACACGGACCGCGAGGAGGACACGGCCAGCGUCUCCACGGCAACCCGUGUCAUGAAGGCCAUCUACUCGUCGUUCAAGGAUGACGUGGACCUGAAGCAGGAUAUGCGGUGCGACACCAUCGACACGCGGGAGGAGUACGAACUCAAGGACCCAACCAACGGCUACUACAACGUUCGUGCCCACGAGGACCGCCCGCCCUCCCGCACCGUGCUCUACGCCGACUACCGCACCCCGGGCCCCGCCCGCUACGACAUGCGCCCCUCCUCCCGCCUCUCCCACUCCAGCGGCUACGCCCAGCUGAGCACCUAUACCCGGGGCCCCGCGUCGGAGUACAACACCGAGCCGGCCCCAGGGCCCCCGCCGGGCCCCGCCGCGGGUGAGACGGCCAGCCAGCUCUCCUACGAGAACUACGGUGGCCACGCCGCCUUCCCGCCCAGCGCCGGCUACGCCACCUACCGCCUGGGCUACACCCAGCACCCCCCGCCCAGCCUGGACCGCGCCCCCUACGACGCCUACGACCCCAUGGGCAAGUACGCCAGCGCCACCCGCUUCUCCUACACCUCCCAGCACUCGGACUAUGGGCAGCGGUUCCAGCAGCGGAUGCAGACUCACGUCUGA
Molecule: messenger RNA, 2277 nt
Organism: Emys orbicularis (European pond turtle)
Lineage: Eukaryota; Metazoa; Chordata; Testudines; Emydidae
Gene: KIRREL1
Product: kirre like nephrin family adhesion molecule 1
Exons: 15
Coding region: 1-2277 (758 amino acids)
Biological process (GO): cell-cell adhesion
Cellular component (GO): plasma membrane; cell-cell junction
Molecular function (GO): cell adhesion molecule binding
Source: RefSeq, a predicted model, not a curated record